Brassica oleracea var. oleracea is the source of this 4333-nucleotide messenger RNA. Its product is annotated as eukaryotic translation initiation factor 5B. Gene Ontology annotation, molecular function: GTPase activity; translation initiation factor activity; GTP binding. The transcript is spliced from 13 exons. Bases 187 to 3993 code for a protein of 1268 amino acids. The record is from RefSeq and is a predicted model, not a curated record. Lineage: Eukaryota; Viridiplantae; Streptophyta; Magnoliopsida; Brassicales; Brassicaceae.
AUCGGGUAUAGACACCAGCGUUUUAUUAUUUCUCUCUUGGCUCAACAACCCUAGGGAACCUUCACGCCGGUUUAACAAAACAAAAGAGCUUCGCUACUCCUUCUCUCUCUGCGCCGCGCUAUCUCUGAAUCUAGCUAACCCUAAACCGAUUCAUUCAUCCCUCUCCGUACGUAAGAUAAUUUAUCAAUGGGGCGGAAGAAGCCGAGUGCUCGUGGUGGAGACGAUGAACCCACUGCUUCAUCUCUCGUUGUUGGUGGUGGUGCUAAAUCCAAGAAGAAAUCCGUUCAAAUCGACGACGAUGAGUACUCCAUAGGAACCGAGCUCUCUGAGGAUCCGCCUAAAGGUGAGGAAGACAAGGUUGUUAUCACUGGGAAGAAGAAGAGUAAGAAAGGUAAUAAGAAAGGUGCGCUUCAGGAUGAUGAGGAAGACGAUGUUGUCCCGGAGAUUGCUUUUGAAGGGAAGAAGAAGAAGUCCAAGUCUAAGAAAGGUGGUGGCUCUGUUAGCUUUGCUUUGCUAGAUGAUGAUGAAGUUGAUAAGGAUGAUGAAGAUGAUAAAGUGGAGGAUGAGCCUGUCAUAAGUAAUAAGGGUAAGAAAGGUGGUAAUUCGUUUGCGGCUUCAGCUUUUGAUGCACUUGGUGAUGAUGAUGAAGAUGACGAGGAAGCGGAAAAAGAUGAGGAAGAGGUGUCUCCCAUCACCUUCUCUGGUAAGAAGAAGUCUUCUAAAUCGUCCAAGAAGAGUGCUAAUUCAUUUGCGGCUGCUUUGCUUGAUGAUGAUGAUGAAGAGGAGACUAAUGCCGUUGAGGAGGAAGAGAGUCCUGAGAUCAUGUUUACUGGUAAGAAGAAGUCGUCUAAAAAGAAGGGCAGUAGUCUUUUGGCUUCAUUAGGUGAUGAUGACUCGAUGCUAGGAAAUGAAGUUGCUGAGGAAAUAAGUAAAGAUAAGAGUGCAGAGGUUGUAGAACCUGCGAAGAGUAAGAAAAAGAAGAAGAAUAAAAGUGGAAGGACAGUACAGGAAGAGGAUGAUUUGGACAAACUUCUUGCAGAACUUGGAGAAGGCCCAGCUUCUGGAAAACCUGCUUCAUCCCAGCCCGAAGAAGAUAAAGUUCAAGCUCAGGCUCAGCCAGUUGCACCUGUAGAGAAUGCUGGUGAGAAGGAAGAAGAAGAAGAGAGUGCUGCAGCGAAGAAAAGGAGAAAGAAGAAGGAGAAAGAGAAGGAAAAGAAAGCAGCAGCUGCAACCUCGUCUGUGGAGGCUAAGGAGGACAAACAAGAAGAAUCAGUAGCUGAGCCACUGCAGGGGAAGAAGAAGGAUGCAAAGGGUAAAGCAGCUGAGAAGAAACUUCCUAAACAUGUUAGAGAGAUGCAAGAGGCUCUUGCACGAAGGCAAGAAGCUGAAGAGAGAAAGAAGAAGGAAGAGGAAGAGAAAUUGAGAAAGGAGGAAGAGGAGCGUCUUAGGCAGGAAGAGCUUGAGAGGCAAGCUGAGGAGGCUAAGCGCAAGAAGAAGGAAAAGGAAAAGGAGAAACUUUUGAGGAAGAAGCUAGAGGGCAAGCUUCUAACAGCAAAGCAAAAGAGUGAAGCUCUCAAGAGGGAGGCUUUUAAGAACCAAUUGCUUGCUAAUGGUGGAGGUCUCCCACUUGCAGAUGAGGGUGAGCCUGCCACAAAGCGUCCCGUCUAUGCCAACAAGAAAAAGUCAGCUCGCCAAAAGGGCAAUGACUCUGCCUCUGUUCAGGUGGAAGAGGAGGUAGACCCAAAAGAGAAUCAUGCAGAUGAGCCAGAUACUUUAGGUGAAGUGGGUUCAGCAGAAACUGAAAAGGUUGAUUUAGUAGAGUCAGCAGACACUGAUGAGAAAUCAGGUACUGCUGAUGUAGCUGCAGAGAAUGGGGCUGAGGAAGAUGAGGAAGAAGAUGAAUGGGAUGCAAAAAGCUGGGGGGAUGAUGUUGAUCUUAAGUUCAAAGGUGAUUUCGAUGAUGAAGAGGACAAAGCUAAGCCUGUAGUGAAGAAAGAUAUGAAGGACGCUGUCUCAAAGACGCAAGAUUCAGGCCCUGAAACGGUAAAACCAACUGCUAAACCAGCAGGUACGGAAAACCCAACAGCACCUGCCACUAAAACUUUGCCUGGAGUGGACGAUGCUGCACGUGGAAAACGUGCUACCCGGGCAAAAGAUGCCUCUAAGAAAGGCAAAGGCUUAGCUUCCAGUGAACCCAAAGAGGGUGAAGAAAAUCUCCGCUCUCCCAUUUGCUGCAUCAUGGGCCAUGUCGAUACUGGUAAAACAAAGCUGUUGGAUUGCAUCAGAGGAACAAAUGUACAGGAAGGCGAGGCUGGAGGUAUAACUCAGCAGAUUGGCGCAACAUAUUUCCCUGCGGAAAACAUCCGAGAGAGAACCAGGGAACUGAAAGCCGAUGCAAAACUUAAGGUGCCAGGUCUAUUGGUUAUUGAUACACCUGGUCACGAGUCCUUCACGAAUCUGCGGUCAAGGGGUUCAAGUUUGUGCGACCUUGCAAUUUUGGUGGUUGACAUAAUGCAUGGGUUGGAGCCACAAACCAUAGAAUCUCUAAAUCUAUUGAGAAUGAGGGACACGGAGUUCAUUGUUGCUUUGAAUAAGAUGGAUAGGCUAUAUGGAUGGAAAACAUGCAAGAAUGCUCCUAUCGUAAAGGCAAUGAAGCAGCAAACUAAAGAUGUUGUAAAUGAAUUUAACAUGAGGCUCACUGGGAUUAUAACUCAGUUCAAGGAGCAAGGUCUCAACACUGAGCUUUACUACAAGAAUAAAGAAAUGGGAGAAACUUUCAGUAUUGUUCCUACCAGUGCUAUUACCGGGGAAGGAAUCCCAGAUCUCUUGCUGUUGUUGGUUAAUUGGGCUCAGAAAACAAUGGUUGAGAAGCUUACAUAUGUUGACGACGUGCAGUGUACUGUCCUGGAGGUCAAAGUUAUAGAAGGCCAUGGAACAACGAUUGAUGUUGUGUUGGUAAACGGUGUACUUCGUGAAGGUGAUCAAAUCGUCGUGUGUGGGUUACAGGGACCUAUAGUCACAACGAUUAGAGCGUUACUGACUCCUCAUCCAAUGAAGGAGCUACGGGUGAAGGGUACUUAUGUGCAUCAUAAAGAAAUAAAGGCAGCCCAGGGUAUUAAAAUUACAGCCCAGGGCCUUGAACACGCUAUUGCUGGCACUGCUCUGCAUGUGAUUGGACCUGAUGAUGACAUCGAAGCAAUUAAGGAGCAGGCAAUGGAAGACAUGGAGUCAGUUUUGAGCAGGAUUGACAAAAGCGGCGAAGGAGUUUAUGUACAAGCGUCUACACUAGGGUCACUUGAAGCGUUGCUUGAAUUCUUGAAGUCCCCAGCUGUGAAGAUACCUGUAAGUGGCAUCGGUAUAGGGCCUGUGCAUAAGAAGGAUAUCAUGAAGGCGGGAGUGAUGCUCGAGAGAAAGAAGGAAUACGCUACGAUUUUGGCUUUUGACGUGAAAGUGACAACAGACGCUCGUGAGCUCGCAGACGAAAUGGGAGUUAAGAUCUUCUGCGCUGAUAUCAUCUACCAUUUGUUCGAUCAGUUCAAGGCGUAUAUUGAGAGUAUCAAAGAGGAGAAGAAGAAGGAAUCAGCAGAUGAAGCAGUCUUCCCAUGUGUCCUUCGGAUUUUACCUAACUGUGUGUUCAAUAAGAGAGACCCAAUAGUCCUUGGAGUUGAUGUCGUCGAGGGUAUUCUUAAGAUUGGAACUCCCAUCUGCGUCCCGAGUAGAGAGUUUAUUGAUAUUGGGCGCAUCGCCUCUAUUGAGAACAACCACAAGCCUGUUGACUAUGCGAAGAAGGGCAGCCAGGUGGCUAUUAAGAUUAUUGCUUCGAACCCUGAAGAGCAGAAGAUGUUUGGGAGGCAUUUUGACAUGGAAGAUGAGCUUGUGAGUCACAUUUCGAGGAGAUCUAUCGACAUUCUCAAAACUAACUACAGGGAUGAGUUAUCCAUGGAAGAGUGGAAGCUAGUUGUAAAACUGAAGAACAUCUUCAAGAUACAGUAGAUUCACGAACACGACAUUCAAAUGUUUACUUUGGGAGUUUUGAAACACUCACACAGGCCUUGUGAUGCUGUGUCUGCGGCGAUGCAGAAUAAACAGAUUAUUAUCUUCCUGCAUCUGACCCAAGCAUUUACGAAGAUUUGAGAGAGGUUAAUGAGAGACGAAAGAGUUUUUUUUUUUUAAUGUUAUCUUUCUCCCUGAAAAGUGCUGAAUAAUUGGUUUAUGAACCACCUCGUGCUGGCACAAACUUGCAGGGAAAUAAGAUGUUGAGUUUUGAGAUAUACAACAAAUAUUGUUCUACCUUGUGGUAUGCCUUUUAAAAAUAAUCUGGAGUUGACAAAAA